This is a messenger RNA of Diabrotica virgifera virgifera (western corn rootworm), 1427 nucleotides long. RefSeq lists its product as uncharacterized. The record is from RefSeq and is a predicted model, not a curated record. Lineage: Eukaryota; Metazoa; Arthropoda; Insecta; Coleoptera; Chrysomelidae. The coding region runs from base 236 to 1303 and encodes 355 amino acids. The transcript has 4 exons.
GUUAAUGAGGUUAUGACUGUGUGUUGGGGUGUUUGGCGGUUUUAUCUGUUUUUAACUUUAGAACUAAACAAAUUUCUUUGUUUGGCGGUCGUUUUCCAAAUAACACCAAAUAUUAUAUCAAUUUUACAUUUUUUCAUUUCCAUUUGUUUUUAAUUUGUUUAAUUAUUGUUUAAAAAACUGUUCGUUAGAACACCAUAAUAUUUAAUUACACAAAACUUUGUUUUAGCAAGAAAUUAUGAAUUCAUGUACUCCAUCAAUUUCAACAAACCCUGAAGAAGCUCUCUGCCAUAUUUGCAGCAAAAUAUUUAAAACUCGGUCUUCACUAAAUCGUCAUAUCAAAAAAAUACAUAAAAUAGAUGAGCCGACUAACAAUAUGAAUCAAAAUCACAUUAUUUGUCCCUUAUGUGAGCAAGAUACUAAUUUUAAUAGUCAUGAGAAGUUACGAAAACAUCUCCAGGACCUUCACCAAGUGAGUAUUGAACUUAUAACAUUUGAAUUUUCUAGCAAACAAGAAUAUGAGACAUGGAAAGAUAUGCAGAAAAUUGAGACAAGUUAUGUAUCUCAUAGAACAAUUCGUAGAAAGGAACAUAAGAUAAUGUACUAUGAUUGUAACAGAAGUGACCUACAAGGAUAUAAACCCAACUAUAAAAUUAGGACAGAGAAAGCUGGUGGAUCAAUUAAAAUUAAAGGAGUGUGCCCUUCCAGGCUUAUUUGCAAACUGAGAGACCAAGGACAAGUUUCCGUCAGUUAUUGGAAAACACAUGCUGGACAUAAAGAAGAAUUAAGAACCAUGCAUCUGUCAAAAGCAGAAGAAAAAAUGGUUGUAGAAAAAUUGAUAGCUGGGGUGCCACCCAGUAGAAUUUUAAAAGAUUCAAGAAAGUUGGAAACACCACAACUAGAUAGACUUGCUGUAAUAACAACUCAAGAUCUCACAAAUUUGUCCACAAAGUAUAAUAUACACAAGAAAAGAGAUCAAAAUGAUAUGGUAGCAGCAGCCUUAAAGGUUCAGGAAUGGAAUGCCAACAACAAGAAUUAUGCUUUCUUAUUCAAGAAAGAAGGCCAACAAAGUCCUGCCAGCAGUGAAUCUGCUACAACUGCUAGAGCAUCUAGUGUAGGAGAUCAUGUUUUAUCAAAAAAUCUCGAUCAUUCUUCAAGGAAUGAUCAUAUGUAUAGAUCUUCCGAUGAAGACGAAAUGAAUGCCAGUCCAACGAAUGAUAAUGUGAUGUUUAAAGAAAAGAAAGACUAUUUGAAUCUAGGUUUCACCUAUGACCAUUCACCUGUAGAAACAACGACGGAACUGUAGAUAAAUAUUUUUAAGAAAUGUGUAUAGUUAUAUCGUAACUAAUUUGUAAUGAUAUAUUUAGAUAUAUUUUAAAUUUAAUUUUUUACUAUGGAUAUUUUAAUAUAAAUUUAGUUUUUAUAUAUAA